This is a messenger RNA of Eremomyces bilateralis CBS 781.70, 1221 nucleotides long. RefSeq lists its product as uncharacterized. The record is from RefSeq and is a predicted model, not a curated record. The transcript is spliced from 2 exons. Bases 1 to 1221 code for a protein of 406 amino acids. Gene Ontology annotation, cellular component: U2-type post-mRNA release spliceosomal complex. Gene Ontology annotation, biological process: spliceosomal complex disassembly. Lineage: Eukaryota; Fungi; Ascomycota; Dothideomycetes; Eremomycetales; Eremomycetaceae.
AUGAAGAAGUCAUUUUCAUCGAGGCGAAUGCCUCGCAAGAUUGGGGGCGACCCUCCAAGCCGUUCCGAACCAGGACAUCAAGAUGAUUCGGAACCAGCUGUUGUCCGACCGUCCGCACCCAAGCCGAAGCCCAAAGCCACCUCACGACUCUCCUUUGCACCGAGCAGGUCCACCGAUGAUGAUGAUGAUGAUACCAAAGCCGCCGUGAACGCUAUUCCAAGCCGGCGCAAAAUUGGCACGUCAAGAUUGGAAGAACUACGCUCUGCCGAUACUACCGAGCGGGACGCCAGCCCGAGUUACAGCAAGGACUACCUACAAGAGCUGAAAAAGUCCACACCUUCGAAACCGAAGGAGUUCAAAUCCGAGACCGGCGACACCAUCAUUGAGUCCACAAGGCCUCUUGACAUUGCCGCGAAGUUUGGUCAAGGGUACGAUACCCGUCCCAUCGGUUCAUCCGCAAUCCCAACGGAAGCAGAAAUCCGAGAGAAGAAAGAGCGACGGGCCCGAUUAGCGAGGGAAGCAGUCGCUGGGCAUACAAGUGAUGCGUCUGGCUCUGAGGGCAAUGGUUUCAUUUCCCUUCAACCGAAACCAAAGUAUGCUGAGACUCGACUCGUACCGGACGACGAGGACAUGGCAGAGGGGUUUGAGGAGUUCGUCGAGGACGGAAAGAUAGCAUUAGGAUCUAAAGAUGAACGGCUACAGGAAUCGAAACGGCGCGCCGAAAUUGCAGCAAGGAUCGCUGACGCAGAAGGUGACUCGGAUGAAGGGUCGGAAGACGAAUUUGAAGCUGCACGUCACGCAGCGUACGAAGAUGCACAAUCCCGGGCAGGGGCCUUUGGAACGAAACACGGGACUUCUAGGUAUCCAAAGCGACCAACCACUCCUCCACGGAUCACUUCGAUUCCUCGGCUCGACGAGGUCCACGUCCGUAUGCAAGCGUCGAUCCAAGACUUACAGGAUGCCAACAACGUACGCAUGAUCCGGUUACACGGCCUGCAGCAGGAGAGGAAAGAGAUUGAGGAGAAUGAGGCUUGGAUACAGACGAAGCUCAAGGAAACAGGCGAGGCUUAUGAGAAGCUCAGGCUCGAGGCGGAGGAAGCCACGGCCACGAGAGACGGGGGGAAUGCGGUGCCGGCCCGCUCGGAAUACGAUCCAUUGAUGCCCAGGGAUUCUCCUCAUGAGGAUCUCAAUGGGACAGACUUGGGUGGAACGAAUGGGUGA